Messenger RNA from Caenorhabditis remanei, 870 nucleotides. RefSeq lists its product as uncharacterized. Bases 1 to 870 code for a protein of 289 amino acids. The record is from RefSeq and is a predicted model, not a curated record. Lineage: Eukaryota; Metazoa; Nematoda; Chromadorea; Rhabditida; Rhabditidae. The transcript is spliced from 3 exons.
AUGAUUCUGGAAGAUUUCUCAACAGAAAUCAUGUUUGAAAUCAUCAAGCUGUUGUCAUAUCGAGAAAGACGAAGUUUGAAACUUUGCUCAAAGAAGUUGUUCACGUUAUCUACAGAAGCUCCCGUCGAUUUUGCAGUAGUCAAAUUCGACGAAUCAACUAAUCUUCUUGAAUCAGAUGAUCUUGAAAUGGACGUGAUGCAACUUCAUCUGGAUGAAUCCGAAAUCAGUUUUAUGGGAUCGAGGGUUCAGGAGAACGUCACACUCAUUCGUUGUUGCUCUGAAAGAGACUUUGGCAGAAGUGAGCCAAGGUUUAUAACAGAAAACUCAGACUCUCGAAGCAUCGAAAAACAGUAUCUUCGAAACAUCGUCUUCAGAAAAAACGUGAUAUGUGAUCGUUUCGAGACAAACUAUCGGUACAAUGACAACUUUUUGGAAGAGUCGGAGAAAAUCAAUGCAAGAAAUCUUUAUGUUUAUAAGCCAUUUCGACCUGAAAAUAUCGAACCUUCUGAGCCUUCGAAGACAGUUGCCAUGUGGCUGAAGCACAUGAAUCCACGUUUUAUCCGAUCGGUGACUGUUUACAUGGACGACAAGAAUAUCACAUUAGCUGGCACUGAAAAUGAGCUCAAAUGUCUAGACACACUUCAUGUACUUCGCCGAAGUGACUUAGAUGAUAAUAUUUUGAUGAAUUUGAAAGCUUUGGAUAUAGAAUUAGAACCAGCAAAUAUCACAGUCAAUGGAAUUAAUCAUAUUGUUCAGGUAACGACUACUGUAAACUUUCCAAUUCAAUAUAAUUUCAGAAAUGGGUAUUUGAAGGAGUACCAAUUGGAUCUCGAUUCGUUUAUUAUGUCGAUGAACCUGGUUAUGAAAUAA